AUGAGGAUUGAUGAUGCUAGUGCAGUGGAUGUUGCCUACGUGGAUUAUGGAAUGUAUCCUGACAUCACUGUGCACCCGUGCGAUACUUCGGUCAGCGGGUGCGUGCGGGAGUCGGCAGUGCAUCUGCCGACAAUUAACAAGCCUAUUAAGGCCACUAAAUGCUCCAUUGACAGUUUCCUGGAAUAUGAACCUAAACCCAUCGUCCAAGAGUUGAAAAUAGACUUCAGUAAUGUCAUAGAGGGAAAGGAUGAGUGGAGUGUGGAAGACAAAAUCUCUCAAAACGUUUUACGCAGAUUGCUGGACCAUAUUCUGCUGCGGUCAUUUAUCAUCUUACUGCUUCUUGGAAGCUGCAUUGCCAUCAGUUGUCAGACUGAUCCUGCCAUCUUGGAGAGUUAUGCCAUGUUCUUUGCGACAUUUGAACAAAUAUUGGUGACGAUCUUUCUCUGGGAAAUGUUGCUGAAAUGGUACUACGGCUUCUGGCUUUUCUGGAAGGAUGGUUGGAACAUUGCAGAUUUCUUCGUCACAUCUGCCUUAUUCAUGGGUUCCACACUGUCGUCAACGAGGAACCAUGAGAUUUUCUAUGUUCUGAGAGUGCUGAGAGCUCUGCGAAUGGUGCGGAGUUUAGCUGCCAUCCAGGGCCUGGCCAUUAUGGUGCAGGUAAUCGUCCAGUCAGUUUCCGACAUGGCCAACAUUAUCUUCCUGCUCAUCCUGAUCACAUUGGUAUUCGCUGUGUUUGGGGUGAUCAUAUUUAGCACCAAUGUUCCAGAAUCGUUUGGGAGUUUGGAAAAAGCUAUGUACUCGCUGUUUAUCUGCAUCACACAAGAUGGAUGGGUGCAAAUUUAUGAAGAAUUUGUGCUAAGGGACGGAGUGAUAAUGUACUGGGGCGCACUGUAUCUCUUCACCUUCAUCAUAGGAGCAGCUUUUAUCUUUGCGAACAUUAUGGUUGCUGCAGUGACUUCAAACCUGGAGGAGGCAAUAUUAGAGCAGGAGGAGAAGAAGCAUAUACUGGCUGAUGAAUCAGGUCUGCUAACUGAGUUUCGUGCUCGUCACACGGGCAUGCAGGCAGCCAACAAUUUGGAAAACCUCACCCAAGGACGGGAUAAAAAGGGUCAGCAGCAAUGCCAGUGUGAGGAGUUUGGAAGUUUGCUGCUGGUUGCUUAUUGCCUUCCAGGGAAUGCCUGUGCCAUCUUAAACUGGCUGCCGGGUCGCCAUUGGACCUUGCAGCCGACAGGCCCCUACCAGGCCCUUCCCGACCAUUGGGAAGCUGUAUUUCAUGCUCGGCCUGCCAGCAUGAAAUUGCAGUCAUCCCAAUCGAUCCUGGGAUCGUGCCAGCCCGCCGACCUGAAAGUUCUGCCCCAGGAUGAGAGUGAAUCAAGCCCGCGUUUGGACUUGAUCCAUCUAAACGUUUGUAUGAAGCAGAUCAACAUGGCUCACAAGCAACAACCGAUGAAGUACAGCUCUCUGGAGAAUCUCAACCUCACCACGUAUGAAGAGUUCUGCCUAGUGCUGGAAGCUAUCCAGAGGAACCUCCAGUACUAUAAACAGAUUCGCCAUGAACUCAAUAGCAUUGUGAAAGAGCUACGAGACAUCUUGUUUAACCGUGAUCAACAGAAGCAGAUCAUGCACCAUGAGAGGCGGAUAAUGGACAUGACCGAGGCUCUACUCACCAAUGAUAUGCCAACGUUCAAAAAGAAAGAAAUGCUCAGCAACCUGUUAACAAUGGAAAAGGUACGCAGCCCUACAGCUAGCAGUAUAUUCUCAAGAUCAUCGGAUAAUCCACUGGUUUCUGCACACAUACUGAGACAUUUGCCUGAUAACUAG
Messenger RNA from Carcharodon carcharias (great white shark), 1821 nucleotides. Its product is annotated as cation channel sperm-associated protein 4-like. The record is from RefSeq and is a predicted model, not a curated record. Gene Ontology annotation, cellular component: CatSper complex; sperm principal piece; acrosomal vesicle. Gene Ontology annotation, biological process: flagellated sperm motility; transmembrane transport; sodium ion transport. NCBI's taxonomy places the organism in Eukaryota, Metazoa, Chordata, Chondrichthyes, Lamniformes, Lamnidae. The transcript is spliced from 15 exons. Gene Ontology annotation, molecular function: voltage-gated calcium channel activity; calcium-activated cation channel activity. The coding region runs from base 1 to 1821 and encodes 606 amino acids.